Octopus bimaculoides (California two-spot octopus) is the source of this 2087-nucleotide messenger RNA. RefSeq lists its product as uncharacterized. The record is from RefSeq and is a predicted model, not a curated record. NCBI's taxonomy places the organism in Eukaryota, Metazoa, Mollusca, Cephalopoda, Octopoda, Octopodidae.
AGGUUACAUUACAUGAAACAACCUACGUCAGUUGCGCAUAGCCUCGAAAGAAAAUGUGCUUAAGAGUGAUAUCCACGAUGAAAGGUCAUAUAUGUGUUUUUCUUCUCAUUUUUGGUAUUGCAGAGGCCCAGAAUUGUGAUGAAAUGCAAAGCAAACACUGUCCAAUGGCCAAGCUAAAUUUUACUAAAAUCAUGGAUGGAAAAACAUUCUGCAGGCGCUACAAACAGUUUCAUCGUUGUCUUCAUCAUAUAGACUACUGUUAUAGAUACUAUGAUUUCGCCUAUGCCGAAACCUGUAAGUCCAAUUCAUUUCCGAGCGACACCAGCAGGCCUGAGGUCAGGUUCAAAACAGUCUUGUUUACCGCAAUCGUCGUCAUGUUACCAAUGCAUAUAUAAACAAGAGCACUCAGAGAGCGCAAACAUCUCCCAAGGUAACACCAACGGGCGCUCAACGAUUGGGUAGAAAUGAUUUUUAAAAUGAGAAUAUCUGAAAUUAAAUCAACUGCUCUCACAAACGAGAAUACUAAAAAGAAAAAAAUAGAAAAUUAGGUAAAAAAAAAAAAACUGAAAAAUAAUCCAGAAUCCUUGUCCGGUACCGGAUCAAUCCCAAAAUCGAAUAAGUUCGUGCCAUUUACGAGGCCAAACAUCUCUGAAAGUUUCAUCCGAAUCCAUCCAGCGGUUUGUGGUCCACGGAUAAACAAAUAAACAAACAAACAAACACGACUGAAAGCAAUACCCCCGCCUUCGCUAAGGUGGAGGUAAUAAAGAUUAUGUUGCUGUAAGUUGGAGUGUGUGUUAUUUUGUAAAUAAAUCAGAAGUGCAGUUCGAAUAUUGAUGGCAAUGUUACAUCGAAUAUUUUGAAGCAACAUUUCAGGAAAUUGUAAAGAUGUUUCCAUUGAGAAAAAGAGUAUUCCAUCCAAUAAGAAAUACAUUUAAUUUAACGUACACAGUAUUUAAUUAAGUGCUACUAAUAGAGUUUAGUGCCAUGGAGAUACGAUACUUCCGCAGAUUUAUAUACAUUGUUUUGUUUUUUGAAGCAGUCUUUCAGGAUCAAAGAACAUAGGGCAUGCUGUUUCAAAUUAGGACUCCUUGAGAAUUACGAGAAAAGAAAGAAGACUGAUGCAAAAUGAGGAGCGAGAGGACAAUACUUGAAUGAAAACGGGAAAAGAAGGGAAGGAAAAGAAGAACUCACAAUAAGUCUGGUUGUUGAAGAUGCCAAAGUUUGUGAGACAGCUACAAUUUAGUAGAUUCUCUCAAACUUCGGUGAGGAUUGUGUACUUUAGCACAACAGAACUUUUGUCCAUGUGCUUGCAUUUGCUGAAAAUGUCGGAUCUGAAAAAUUAUGUAAUGCGGUGGAAUUUUUGUAUCUAAAAUGAAUGAGCGAUGUCUCAGCUACGCAAGCAUGCAUGGCGUAUAAUUCUUCAGGAAUUUCCACUCUAUUCUGUUCUCGUGUUUCUUUCGGUAUCAGCUUGCCAGUUUUCAAAUCGGAUUAUAAUUUACGCUGUGCCCGAAAGAUUGCUUGGAGAUUCAAGGUAUGUUAUGUAAAUCUGUCAAAUUAUCAUGUCUCCAUGGCCUGACAUCAUUAGUAGAAGUUCUCUUAAUCUUGUUUAUAUUGAGAAAUAUAUCUAUCCGUAUGUAUGCUUGUGUGCGCAUGUGUGUAUCUGUGUAUGGUUUUAUAUGUUUAUAUAGCAUUAUAUUAAAUCGUGUAUACUUAGUUCCGUGUAAUGUAUUACCCACCAUAUUGCUUCCGGUAUACUAUUGUCGUUAGCGUUGUAUUUUGUAGUGACACUGGAUCAGAUAUAAAAUGCAAAUGUUGGAGAAAUUAUGUUCAACAAAUUGUAUAUAUUUUGUACCCUUGUGCGUGUGACAGUUGUGAUUCUUUGCAACCACUUUGUUACUUAUUCAAACUUCAUGUGGAUAUUGUAACCAAACAGAAUCAUUUGGUCUGUGUAACACAGUUCAUGAAAAUUUUCUCAUGAUGCUCACUUGUAGUUCAUCAUGGAAUUGCUUUGAAACAUUGCAUGGAGGGGCUAUAAAAUGUAAUACAAUGUAAAACGUACGUAAGGAAUAAAAUUGAAUUUAUUGUAA